Ziziphus jujuba (common jujube) is the source of this 2140-nucleotide messenger RNA. RefSeq names its product sulfite exporter TauE/SafE family protein 3. The transcript is spliced from 13 exons. Bases 272 to 1717 code for a protein of 481 amino acids. Gene Ontology annotation, biological process: protein ubiquitination. Gene Ontology annotation, cellular component: Cul4A-RING E3 ubiquitin ligase complex; membrane. The record is from RefSeq and is a predicted model, not a curated record. Lineage: Eukaryota; Viridiplantae; Streptophyta; Magnoliopsida; Rosales; Rhamnaceae.
UUGAGUGAAAAGCAGAUAAAAACACAAACAGAGGUUUGAAAGAAAGUAAAAGAGAUUUGACAAGUAGAAAAAGAAAGAGAGAAAAAAGAGAAAGCAAACACAGAAAAAGGAACUGAUUGAUAAUUUGAUAGACUAGAGAAGAGCCAGCCGGAGACUUAGUUUGCAUCGACUCAUUGGCGACCAUUAAUUCUGCCUGAACUUCCUAGUCGACUCAAACUCAGGCCCCGAUCGAACUUACUCCGGCACGUGUAUAUGCACGUACAAAAACUAAAUGGCUUGGAGUAGUGGAACAAAAUGGUGUGACAUGAGGUUGUUUGGAAUUGCUGUGAUUGGUUUGCUUGUUGUAGGUUCAGUAUUUGUAACAGCCCAAAAAAGUACCAAGGAAGAAGAAGACUACCCUGGAACAGAAGAGGUUGAACCACCAAAUUUUGUAAUCAGAGUUUCAAACUUCUUUUGGCAAUCCGGUCGAUUGGGUUAUAAACAUGUUUGGCCUGAAUUGGAAAUUGGGUGGAGAGUUGUGGUGGGAACGAUAAUUGGUUUCCUGGGGGCAGCGUUUGGAAGUGUCGGAGGAGUUGGUGGGGGUGGCAUUUUUGUGCCAAUGCUUACCCUUAUUAUUGGGUUUGAUGAGAAAUCAUCAACCGCACUAUCAAAGUGUAUGAUCAUGGGUGGAGCUGGUGCUACUGUUUUCUACAAUUUAAGGCAAAGGCAUCCAACACUUGAAUUACCGAUCAUUGACUAUGACCUGGCACUCUUAUUUCAACCCAUGCUGAUGCUUGGGAUCAGCAUUGGAGUUGCUUUCAAUGUGGUUUUUGCUGAUUGGAUGAUCACAGGCUUGCUGAUUUUUAUCUUCCUCACCACAGCAACUAGGGCGUUUUUGAAAGGUAUUGAAACAUGGAAAAAGGAAACAAUAACCAAAAAGGAGGCUGCUAGGCGAUUGCAAUCAAAUAAUUCUGCUAAUGAAGAUGUUGAAUACAAUUCUAUACCAAGAGGUCCAAAUAGUGGCACUUCAACAGAAACGAAGGAAUCCAAAAGAACUAAGGUUUCAGUUCUUGAGAAUGUCUAUUGGAAGGAGCUUGGACUUGUUAUUGCUGUUUGGGUCCUAGUACUUGCCCUGCAAAUUGCUAAGAACAACGUAAGAACGUGUUCAGUGCUAUAUUGGGUAUUAAAUUUCUUGCAGAUCCCAGUGACUGGUGGAGUAACUUUGUAUGAAGCAAUUAACAUAUACACAGGACGCAGAGUAAUUGCAUCCAGAGGAGAAACAGGAAAAACCUUGCGUGUCUACAAACUGUUUCUUUAUUGUAUGUGUGGCAUUUUAGCUGGUAUUCUUGGUGGAUUGCUUGGUCUUGGUGGAGGUUUUAUUCUUGGUCCUCUUUUCCUGGAAAUGGGAAUCCCUCCUCAGGUGUCAAGUGCCACAGCCACAUUUGCCAUGACAUUUUCUUCAUCUAUGUCUGUGGUUGAAUACUACCUCCUAAAACGAUUUCCAGUUCCCUAUGCACUCUACCUUAUUGUGGUGGCUACCAUUUCUGCCAUUAUAGGGCAAUAUGCAGUUAACAAGGUGAUCAAAAUAAUAGGAAGAGCUUCUAUAAUUAUCUUCAUUUUGUCAAUAACGAUCUACGUCAGCGCAGUAUCACUAGGUGGGGUUGGCAUAGCGAAAAUAGUUGAAAAGAUUGAGCACAAGGAGUACAUGGGAUUUGAGAAUAUUUGCAAAUAUAAAUAACCGUAGUCCUGAAACCUUCAUCACUUCUCUUUCUCUCGUCUUUCCUGCUAAUUCUCACAGAGCUUCAUGACUCAUCUAACGGUUGAUAUUGGAUAUUAGGUUCCUUAGCUUCUUAGACUCACCAUUAACUUCUUAGCUUCCGGUUAUUGCUAUUCAUAAUGGAAUGUCUGAUGAUAGUUGAAUAUUUUGAUCAACUUCAUGAUCUGGUUCCUUAAAUUUGUCAAGCAUGAAACUGACUCAAAGUGGCUCACCUCAAGUCUUUAUCCUUGCCCAUUUUCUACGAUUUAGUAAUUCUCAAGCUUACGAAAUAAUGCUUUCUAAUUUCAGCAUUGUAAUAAAUUCUUUGAAUUGUUUCGUAGCAUGGAAAAAGAUAUAGAACUUCCUGAAAACUUUGGCAGAAAUGUGAAUUUAUCAUUUGAUAUC